Sinocyclocheilus grahami is the source of this 1619-nucleotide messenger RNA. Its product is annotated as leucine-rich repeat protein 1-like. The record is from RefSeq and is a predicted model, not a curated record. Lineage: Eukaryota; Metazoa; Chordata; Actinopteri; Cypriniformes; Cyprinidae. The coding region runs from base 1 to 1509 and encodes 502 amino acids. The transcript is spliced from 10 exons. Gene Ontology annotation, molecular function: protein binding. Gene Ontology annotation, cellular component: cytoplasm.
AUGUGUGCUGUGGUGUGCAGGUGUGCUGUGUGCAGGUGUGCUGUGCUGUGUGCAGGUGUGCAUGUGUGCUGUGGUGUACAGGUGUGCUGUGUGCAGGUGUGCAGUGUGCUGCAGUUGGGGUUCAGUCUUCAACUGGCUGGCAGGUGUGCUGUGUGCAGGUGUGCUGUGUGCUGUGCAGGUGUGCUGUACUGUGCUGUGCUGUGUGCAGGUGUGCUGUGCUGUGUGUGUGCUGUGCUGUGCUGUGUGCAGGUGAGGUGUGCAGGUGUGCUGUGUGCAGUAAAGGCCGGUCCAGCCGCGGUGCUGUCCGGUGGGAGGCUCUCGGACCGUGGCGUGUGUCUGCUCGUCUGCACCCAGAGACCGCAGCGGAGCCACGUACGAGGCAGGACCCAGUGCUCUCUCUGCUGGCGUACUGCUGCGGACCAGUGUGUGUUUCUCUGCAGCGAGAAGUUCUUCAGCUGGUUCGUGGAGGAGGGCAAAGCCACGGUUCGGCUGAAGGAGCCUGCGAUCGACAUCUGUCUGAGUAAAGCCGACAGCUGCAGCUUGAAGAGCUUCCUCUCCGCCGCUCGGCUGGCUCACAGAGGAAGUGACACGGACUCGCUCCCGCUGUCGUCCCUCGGCCCGGCCCGCGCUCGCGAUGUGGAGAAACCCAAGAAGAAGCUCAGCAUUCUGUCCAAGAAGGACUAUCCACCCACCUCCAGCUUCCCGCACUCUCUGGAGCAGCUGCAGGUGUCGUACUGCAGACUGACCCGUGUGGACCUGCGCAUGCUGUCGCUGCGAGCGCUGCGCCGGCUGGACCUCAGCAACAACCACAUCAAGAAGCUGCCCUCCACCAUCGGCGACCUGAGCUGCCUCGCCGAGCUGAUUCUCCACAACAACCACCUGGAGAGCUUCAGCGACGGCCUGUGCUCCUCGAGCCUGCAGACGUCACUCCAGCAUCUGGACCUGAGUCAGAACCAGCUGCAGGUCCUGCCCGCUCGCUUCUGUCAGCUGCAGCAGCUGGUCAACCUCAAGCUGGACCAGAACAAGCUCCUGCGGCUGCCUUUCCACAUCGGCCGGCUCUCCAAGCUGCGCUUCCUGUCCGCCGCUCACAACCAGCUCACCGUACUUCCUGCCAGCUUCAGAAAGCUGUGCCUGGAGAACCUGGACCUGUUUGAAAACCCGUUCGCUCAAGCCAACGCCCUGGAGCACACGAUCCGGCUCACGUUCCCGCUGAGGCUGCAGGAGCUAGCGUCCCGCGCCGUGGUGGAGCUCAGAAUCCCACACGGCCCUCACUCCGUGCCGCUGCACCUGUGUCACCAGCUGGACUUCUCUCAAGCCUGCGACUGCGGCCGGGCCUGUGUGGACUCCUACAUCCAGACGGCCGUCAGCUUCAACCUGCACCUGGUGUCUCACACCGUAGUGUUAGUGGACAACAUGGGCGGCACCGAGGCUCCGGUGCAGAAGCACUUCUGCUCGCUCGUGUGUUACUGUGAGUUCAUGGACGGCUACGUGCAGCGCGACCUCAGAUGACCUCACUGACCUUCCGUUUCAGUGUUCUCUUUUAGCUCAAUGUUUAAGGGUUUGUUCACUGGACAAAGACCUUUAAAUUCCAGCAUCGCAACAUAUGUUUUGUGAAAUAA